GAUUCGUUCCACAGCUCAUUGUCCAGAAAUUCGGAUCCUACAACAGGGUUUUCCGCUUUUCCUCAUCUUGGUAUCUUCAAGCUAGGUUUUAAGCAUGAAAGAGAGCCACUGAUUGCUAUAUUUCUAUCUUUUUUCAUCAACCAUUGAUGCAGUUCCUAUUUGAAGUUUUAAGCCGGUACAUACCAUUGCCAUUUGAUAAAGGGGAUUUUUUUUUUUUUUUAAAUGUUUGUGUCUUUUUAAUCGUGGGAUUAUCUGCUUAAUGCUACACAUUCUUUGGAAUGAUCAUUUCAAUUCAGUUAUGUUGAAUAUAAAACUCAAGAAUCCUGAAAAUCAGUGUGGUGGUUGUUUCUCGUACAUAGUUUUUGAACAUUUAUGUAUUGUUGUGGACGAGUUAUUCGAUUUCUCAGUACUGCCACAAGAAGUAAGAAGACUAACUGGGAUCCUACUGUUUCCCUUGAACUUAAUCACCCAUCUCUUCUUUUGCUUGAGAAAAGCAAUACCAGGGAUCAUUUCAAACAGAUUUUGGGGCAGAUGAUGAGAAGCAAUCUGAUUGGUCAAACAUUUCCCAUGAGUAGACUCAUUUUUUUCUCAGCAAUUUCACACCCUGAGAAUUUAGAUAUUGCCUUACUUCUUUUUAAUCACUUUACUCCUAAUCCUAACCUGUAUAUUUACAACACCAUGAUUUCUGCACUAACUUUGGCAACUAGUCAAUCUUUUGUUGUCUAUAAUUCUAUGCUGAGCUCUGGCAUUGAGCCAGAUAAACACACACUCCUUAACCUACUCCUUGCAGCUAAACAUGUAUUGGAAGCGAAGCAAAUUCAUUGCCAUGCCAUUGUUCUGGGUUUGUCAACCUAUAGAUAUAUGCAAAAUUCUCUCAUUAUGAUGUACUUAGAAAAUGGACUAUUUUGGCUUGCACAUCAGCUAUUUGAACAGAUGCUAGCUCCUGAUGUUGUUUCGUUCAACAUUAUGAUAGCUGUUUAUGCCAAGAAAGGAUAUAGUUUAGAAGCUGUACAACUGCUUCAUGAAAUGAUCGCUUUAGGCCUUAAACCUGAUGAGUUUACCAUGUUAGGCCUUCUUGUUUCUUGUGGGCAAUUGAAAGAGGCACAAUUUGGGAAGGCUGUUCAUGCAUGGAUAGAAAGAAGGAAGUCCAUGACUUCAUCAAAUCUGAUAUUGGGUAAUGCUCUUUUGGAUAUGUAUGUAAAGUGCCAAGAGUUGGAUCUUGCCCAGAGGACAUUUUCUGCAUUGACAGAAAAGGAUAUUGUUUCAUGGAACACCAUAAUUGCAGGAUGUGCCAAGGCAGGUAACUUGGAGCUUGCACGGACAUAUUUUUAUCAAAUGCCUAUUAGGGAUCUUGUGUCUUGGAAUUCUUUAAUUGCUGGUUAUGCCUGUAGAGGUGAUUUUACAAUGAUAAGAAACUUAUUCAAUGAUAUGGUGGUGGAAAAUGUUACACCUGACAAUGUUACAAUGGCUAGCUUGAUCUCAGCUGCUGCAGAAAUUGGAGCUCUGGAUCAUGGUAGGUGGGCACACGGCUGGAUAAUUAGAAUGCACAUUAAAAUAGAUCCUCUUUUGGGUUCAGCAUUGAUUGACAUGUAUUGCAAGUGUGGAAGUGUUGAAAAGGCUUUCUUGGUUUUCAGAGAAAUUAUUGAAAAGGAUGUCAUAGUAUGGACAACAAUGAUUACUGGAUUUGCUUUUCAUGGCUAUGGAAGCAAAGCAUUGGAACUGUUUUCAGAGAUGCAAGAAUAUGCAAGUCCAAAUGAGGUUACUUUUGUUUCUGUUCUUGCAGCUUGUAGUCAUAGUGGACUUGUAGAACAAGGGCUUAAAACCUUCAAUUGUAUGAAAGAAUAUGGAAUGGAACCAAGAAUUGAGCACUAUGGAUGUUUGGUGGAUCUUUUAGGGCGAUCAGGUAGGUUGGCCGAGGCAAAAGAUGUCAUUGAAAGGAUGCCCAUGAAACCAAGUCGAUCUAUCUGGGGGUCAAUACUAAAUGCUUGUCGAGCUCAUGGAGACAUGGAAAUGGGGGAGAGAGCUUUGGCGGAGCUGCUAAAGUUAGAACCUGAGGAAGAGGGCGGAUACAUGCUGUUGUCUAACAUAUAUGCUGCCAAUGGAAGGUGGAGUUAUUCUGACAAGAUUAGAGAGAGCAUGGAAAGCAGAGGAGUGAAGAAGACAGCUGGUUGCAGUAGUCUAGUUAUUGAUGGAGUUAUUCACAAUUUUCUGGCUGCAGAUAAGUGGCACCCUAGAUGGACAGAGGUAAAGCUCAUUUUGAACUGUUUGUCAAGUGAACUGAAGUUAGGGGCUGAUGUUCCUGGGGAAUCUAUGCAUCCAUUACAGGACACAUGUUGACAGAGCUUUUUUCUUUCAGCCUCUUCAACAACAUAGAUGCUGAACAUUUUAUAGAUACUGUCUGCGUACUGAGGCAUUGUCCCAUUCUCAUGUGUUGUUUCAGCUGAAAUACACUAUUGUAGGUGUAUUCAAGAUGCAUUCUUUUCUGGUGACAGUCGGUGAGAACUUGGCUGUUUUAUAGAAGUAAAUGGAAGGCACAACUGUUUUGCGCUUCACAUGCGGCACUGUGAGCCAACAAUCCUUCACCAUGCUCAUCUUAGUUGCUGAAAGUGUAUCUUAGAAACAUGGAGCGUCUGUAGAUCUAGUUACAAGUUGGUUCACCGGAUUGGGCUUGAUCUGAGUUAAAUUCGGACUGAUCUUCAUAAAAAAAUUUGUAGACCCAGACCGGUCUUCAACCUUAGGGGGCUGGUUUCAGUCUCAUCCUUCUAAUCCUAAAUAGGAAUUUUCAUAAUUUGACCCUUUUUUUUUUUUAAUUUAUCAUUUAGACUUUAGGUUUUAGUCCUUGAUUUUACUUCCUGUCACUCAUUUAAAUCUUUUCAUUUAUUUUGUCAUUUGUAUUUUAAAAUAAAUUUUUGUUUAAUUUCUACAUAUUAUAAUUAUUUAUUUUAUUUUUUAAUUUUGUAUUUA
Molecule: messenger RNA, 2964 nt
Organism: Hevea brasiliensis (rubber tree)
Lineage: Eukaryota; Viridiplantae; Streptophyta; Magnoliopsida; Malpighiales; Euphorbiaceae
Product: pentatricopeptide repeat-containing protein At3g04750, mitochondrial
Exons: 1
Coding region: 373-2337 (654 amino acids)
Biological process (GO): RNA modification
Molecular function (GO): protein binding; RNA binding
Source: RefSeq, a predicted model, not a curated record